AUGAAGAACAGUCUUCAGAACCGUACACGGAGAAGAUCCCCCCGAGAAGAACGAAGACCACACCGGAACUCCCCGACUGCGACAGAGAAAAAACAGAGCAAUCGAAGCGAGAAAAUUGAUCCACUCCCAACCCUAAAAGCCGACCACCCACGAACCACCGCUGCUACAACUGCGCCGUACCUCCAGAGAACGCGAAGACCUACCAGAGAAGCCAAACCUUGCGCGCAGGAAGCUCGCCAGAGAUCUCACGCAGACCCAGAGAAAACAAGCAAGGCAGAGAGACCGAACAUGACACGACGAGUGGCUAAAGAGAAAACGAGUAAGAGAAAGGAGAAGCCCCGCCGGUGCCGGACGCGCGCUCACGCGGCGGCGGACCGGAGGAGAAAGUUCAAACGCGUUCUUUGUUGCAGAAGAUAA
Messenger RNA from Eruca vesicaria subsp. sativa (arugula), 417 nucleotides. Lineage: Eukaryota; Viridiplantae; Streptophyta; Magnoliopsida; Brassicales; Brassicaceae. The record is from the annotation of a GenBank genome assembly.